Messenger RNA from Candidula unifasciata, 837 nucleotides. Lineage: Eukaryota; Metazoa; Mollusca; Gastropoda; Stylommatophora; Geomitridae. The record is from the annotation of a GenBank genome assembly.
AUGUCUGCUAACGAAGCUGGUGAAGAUUCUGACUCCGCGAUUAGAUUUGAAUUGUACAUCAAGGCCUCAGCAAUUGACAAGGAAACCAAGGGAUCAUGUCCAAUCUGCCAGCAGUUCUUCAUGAUGACCUGUCUUCUUGGAGAGAACCAGGAGGACAUAGAUUUCAAGGUGUUCACUGUCCAGGCAGACUGUCCACCCAAGAACUUUGCCUCAGGUUGGAGCAAGAAGUACCCAGUGAUCAUGGUCAACUCCGGCAAAAGCAAGACUGGCCAGGACUUGAGCGGCAUGAUGUAUGACACAUUUGAGGAGCUGGAACAGUUCUUUGAGAGCAUCAACAGAGAGUGUCCAGAGCUGAAAAGGAAGAAUGCUCCAAACAUAGAAGCCAUGAAGGUGGUGGAGAAUAUCUACAAGCACUUCAACCACUACAUCUCUGGACAGUCUGAGAAGGGUCUGCUGGCUGAGCUGAGGAAACUCAAUGAGUACCUUGAGAGCCAGGACACUAAGUUCUUGGUGGACAAUGUGCUGUCUUUUGCUGACUGCCAUCUGCUGCCACGGUUGCAGCACAUACGGGUGGCUGGCAAGGCAUAUCGAGACUUUGACAUCCCCAAAGAAUUUGUCCACAUCUGGAGGUAUCUGAAGAAUGCAUAUGAACAAGAAGCUUUCAAGUCAACCAUGCCCUCAGACCAGGAUAUUGUGUUUCACUAUGAAAAGAAGGCUGUGGGCCCCCCACUCAAGGGCAAGAGGACCGCAAAGCCAACGUUAGAGAAAUUCACAUACACCACAGAUGUGCCCGAGGAUGUUUUAAAUGGCACAGAUAAUGGGGCCAGCCAGGAACAG